This is a messenger RNA of Leptosia nina, 1992 nucleotides long. Lineage: Eukaryota; Metazoa; Arthropoda; Insecta; Lepidoptera; Pieridae. The record is from the annotation of a GenBank genome assembly.
AUGACUAUUUCGUACGCCGGUGAGGUGCCCAACGGCAGUAGCUUCGGUUGUUUCUGGCGGAUACUUUGCAAAUGGCGGGGAAGUGUGUACAAGUUGGUGUGGCGCGAGUUAUUAGCAUAUCUAACACUGUACUAUACAAUAAAUUUACUAUAUCGAUUCGCUAUGACUGAAGAACAACAGAGGAUAUUUGAAAAGGUCCGACAAUACUUCGGCGCGCAAAGCGAGUCAAUACCGAUGUCUUUCGUCCUGGGCUUUUACGUCAGUCUUGUUGUGAAGAGAUGGUGGGAACAGUAUAAGCUCCUCCCCUGGCCUGACACCUUGGCACUAUUCAUCUCUGCUGGGAUACCUGGAGCGGACGAAACGGGAAGGCUUAUGAGGAGGAACAUCGUUAGGUACGCCAUACUCGCCUACGUCAUUACAUUGCAGAGGGUGUCUUUACGAGUUAAACGCCGAUUUCCGACAUGGCAACACGUCGUGGACUCCGGACUGAUGCUUGAAAGCGAGCGUAAGGUGUUCGAGAAAAUGGACGGGAAAAGUCCCAUGUCGAAGUACUGGAUGCCGCUAGUGUGGGCGACGAAUAUCAUCAACAGAGCUAGGAAGGAGGGUCUGAUCACCAGUGACCAUAUAGUCCAAACUCUACUAGUUGAAUUGUCUGAUAUAAGGAGACGUCUUGGUGCAUUAAUUGGAUACGAUACUGUCUGCGUACCUCUCGUUUAUACACAGGUCGUUACUCUGGCGUUGUACACAUACUUUGUCGCAGCACUAAUGGGACGUCAGCUUGUACCACCAGCACCUGGGAGUACUUCAAAAUACGAGCCCGACGUUUAUUUUCCCUUAUUUACAGCCUUACAGUUCUGCUUUUAUGUGGGGUGGUUAAAAGUAGCAGAAGUUCUUAUAAAUCCAUUUGGCGAGGACGACGAUGAUAUUGAAUUGAACUGGUUGAUAGACCGACAUAUUAAGGCGGCGUAUAUGAUUGUGGACGAAAUGCACGAAGAACAUCCGGAACUCUUGAAGGAUCAAUAUUGGGAGGAAGUGGUACCUAAGGAUCUACCAUAUACCGUAGCCUCUGAACACUAUAGACGCCAUGAGCCACCGUGUUCCGCUGAUCACUAUAAGGUGAAAGCCGAAGACUCCUUGUAUGCGAACGUCCAGUCACCGAGAAAGAGCAACGAUGAGACCUACGCCGAUUAUGAAAGCGUCGACACGCCAUUAGUAGAGAGAAGGAAGAACUGGUUUCAACGGCAGAUAUCGAGGGUGGACUCCGUGCGGUCAGCAUCUACGGCUUAUUCAUCUGGUGGUUGGUUCGGUCGGAACCGUCACAACUCCGUGGUGUAUUCCAGCCCGGAAGCUGGUCAAACCACAGCGCCUCCUACGCCACACCACAAGAUGUCGCUAUACGAGCGUCUUGUUGGGCGGAAAUCUGGCAGAGGUCAACACAGACAAAAUUCCAAACAUGGGCAACGUAGCAACGGCACUGCUAUACCGAUUACAUUAAGGAACAGGCCCCGUAUUCCAACCCCUGAUGUGACCAAAGAAGUGAUGGACAGGGAGAACCAGAUAGCCAUUGGCAUGCAAAACAUGGGCGUCAUUAUGGCGCAUCAGGGUUAUCAGAAUGAGGUGCCAGUGCUGGGUGCGCUUGUUUUAUCCCCGAUACAAGAGCUAGACAGUGGGUCGGUAAAUAAUACCUUGCAUGCCGGCCAACCGGGCACAACUGCUCUUGCGCAGUCCGUAUUUUCGCCUAAUCUCACUCAAGGCUUGUCCCCAAUGCUAGGAGCAACUCCAGUCGUGUCGUCUGUGACGCUAACGCCCAUGGGCGUCACUCAACUGAGCACGAUAGUAAUGUCUUCUGCACCAUCGACGCCGCAAAUCGACCGCAUGACCACGCCGCAAGCGACAAAAGCUACAGUUGUCGAACUACCCUCCGAUCGUGAUAGUGAACAUAGCAAUGGAACACAGACACCUAACUCGAAGCGUGGCGAAGUUUACGUUUAA